AUGAUCCAACAAGAAUGCGUGAACGAUACAAGGGAAACAUAUGCUCGACGCUUUCGAAUGAUCCUCGUCGUUUGGCAUAGUGCCAACGUCUCGUUAACACUAUUGCUAUUCAUCUUUAUAUGUGAUACAUCGUCAUGUUUGAAGACUGAUCGAAGCGAAUCGUUCUUUAAUGGUCCAAAUAUUAGUCGGCGCAGUCGAAGGAUCGGAUUAAAUGAAUAUUUAGUUCCACCUCCGAUAUCAAAAUCUCAUUCUCUGAGAACAGGAAGAGUGACAAAUUCUUUGCCGACGGAAUCACCAGGAUAUCUCUCACAAUUGAUGAACUGGUUAAAUCCCUUUAAUUACGGUUCUUCCACUUCUGCACCACUAAAAGCACCAUCACACAUUGAAGUAUCUUAUCCUCCACCCCCUCAAUCUUAUGCCCCAUCGACAUUUAAUUUGCAUUCUGCUCUGCAACUUGGUCCACCUCCACCUCCACCACCUUAUCCUCCAUUUGAACCUCAAACUGGUUCGCUUCUUCAUCCUUCAAUUGGAUCUCAAACUGGUCCAUCUCUACAUUUCCCUAUUACUUCAUCCGCUCCUGCUCAAUAUCCUGGUCUCUUGCACACAGCUUCUUCCGUCUCCCAUCUUGGUCCACCACGUAGCCCUCCCCCUGGUCCAAGUUUACAAUUUUACAAUGUCCCUUUAGACAAUUUUCUCGAUGUGCAACGUGCUCAGAAAAACCAUCGUGCAAUUCAUGUAUCAACGAACAAAGGGAAACAAUGCAAUCCUUGUAAUAAAGUUCCUUGGAUUCCAAUGCAAAGUGGAGGCCAUUCUGACAAUUAUCCUCCUCUUCCUUCUCCCCCUGCCCAACUUUCGAACAGUUAUCUCCCUCUUAGCAAUCAAGCAAAUCACGACGUCCAAUUCGCUGCUUCGCAUGAGAUCAGAAUACCAGAAAUUUCUCAGACACCCGUUGAUCAAAAUCCAUUCAACGAUCCAUUACCAAAUCCACAAUUAUAUUCUGCAUCAGUGUCUCCACUGUACGAAAUAAAACCUUUCGAUAGACCGUCUCAAAAUCCAUCAGAGAUAGAAAAUUUCGAAUCACCGCCUGUUUCUGUAAUACCGUUGAGUGGCCAAGAAUACAAAAACCCCGAAAUUAACGACGAACGCUAUAAUAUUCAUAACAACAAUGAUGUAAGAUCCAUUGGAACGGAAGUUAAUGAAGGAAUACUUCAAAACCAAAAUGAAAUAAACAAAGGGCUUACAGAUCAUAAAGAAUCAUACGACAGUUCUAUUCUCAAUACUCAAUCUUCUAUAUCAGGACCAUUUUUUGAUCAAGGAUAUAGCAAUAAUCCUUCGAUCUUGAACCAAGAAAAUGGCGGAGUUAUAAAUCAGCCUGUAUCACACGUUCAGAAUACUGUUAAUAGUUUUGGUUCGAAUCUUAAAAAUCACGAAUUCCCCAAUCAAAAUGAUUAUCAAGAAUCGUUUAAAUCGAACCCAAUCCCGAAUAUCGAUUUGAAUUAUUUACCGCCAGAUUUAAAUCCAUCGGCAAGCUUCGGUACUUCAACUUUUCACCAAAGUGUGGAAAAUUUGAAUUAUUCUGAUUUAUCUCCUAGCGGAAGUGUCGUGAAAAAUUCUCAUGUAACGACUCAGACACCUGAAACGAGUUUUGCCUCGAAAGAGGAAUCGAUACAUUAUGAAGAAUCGCCACUGUUGGAUCUGACGAAAAAUGGCGAAAGUCGAACAGAUGCACAAUGGCCGACUUCCACUAAUGGAUACAACGAUAUCGAUGAUGCUUCCGAUAAUACGAUGAAGACAACUACGGAUUAUAGUUUAGAAACCAACAAUAUAUACUUCGAGGAUUCAUCGAGCUUUGUCAAACCGACUGAUUCUUAUACUUCGUCGGAUAUUCAAAGUGUUAACAAUAUUUUUGGAACUUCGACAACCACUAAUGAGGUUUUUUUAAAUCAUAAUAAUAAUAAAAAUCAGGAUGUCGAAAUGUCAACAAUUACUACACAAUAUACGAAUCAACAAGAUGUUUCAUAUAUUCCGCCAUCCGAACAACCGGGAUAUUUGUGGCCAAAUUUGUCCAUGAAUACGUCGAACGAUUCUUCGAGAAAUCAAGCGUUUUUGAAUCAUCUUGCUAAAUCAAACAAUUCUGUUCUAGAAACUAAGAAUUUUUGGAAGCAAGAUAGUUUAGAUUUAAGAAAUGUCAAAGAUACGUUUCAGAAGCAACAAAAUAUGAAGCGAAAUAAACAAGUACAAGUCAUCAUACCGUAUACGUCAGAAUAUACGCCAAUUCCGUUUCAACAAUCUUACGGAGAUUGGAGUGUUAAAACUAAUUUCAAUCGAACACAGUCAAGAAAGAUUCCUCCUCGAAGUGAAUUGAACGAUGAUAAUUACCUGCAACAAGAAUAUAGAAAUGAAAUUCGGGUUGUUAAUCAAUUUCAAUCGCAAUUCAAUUUCAACAAUUCGAACAAAUUGAACGUCCAAUCACUAAGACCCGAGAAUUCACGAAGCACUACAGCAAAAGCAAACAAUUCCAUUGACGUACGCAGAUUACAGAAAAAUAUCGAUAACUGGACGAUACAAGAAUAUUCAAAACCUACAACAUUUAGCACGAUUUUACCUAGUUCCUUGCACCCUUAUCUUUCACCGUCAAAGAAAAUUCCAACUGAAUACUUGACAACGACGGAACCAGGCGACCACGGGAACCAGUUGAAAGAUCACAAUGAAAGUGUGAAAACGUAUUCUUUGGCUGGCUUUAGUUUCAAUGAAGUAGAACACGAAGGAUCCGCAAGUAAUCAUAUUGAAGAAAUGCAGCCGUCCGUGAAAAUUGCACACAUAAAUAAUCUAAAAAGCAGUAGCGUGCAUAGCGUAAAUAAAUCCGCAAUAGAAGAAAAAUCGACAUGGGAAUCGCAUUCUGUGUCGAUAUCGCCUGUAAAUAAAGAACGAGUUUACGUGGUAACGCCAUUACCAACACCGGAAGUACCUUCGAAAAACGGUUUAACAAAACAACAAAAGAAAGAGGAACAAAAAAAUUUGCAACGAUCAAGUGAACCGAUUGUCAAUGAUACAAGCAACAAUAAAAAUAAUUUAAACGAAUUCGAGGCUAUCGAAAAAGCUUAUCAAGUACUUCCACAAGCUGUAAAUAAUCUUGCUGUAGCAUCCACGGGAAAGGAGAACAUCCCUUUGUGGGGAAUCAUGGAACACGAAGAAUUUGCUUCGUUGAAUCCGGACGAAAAUGAUGAGGAAACUGACGAUAUUGCGGAUGGACCAGUACUUUAUUCUGGACAUUCAAAGGUAUCACGAGCUAAACGAUGACGCAAAUAUUAUGAAAAAAAAUAUGAAGGCUGAAGGACACAAUUUUUAAUUGUAAAUAUUUGACUGUAUCACCCUUUCAAUUUUAAGAACUUUUUUAUUAUUUGAUCUUCGUGUAUCAAAAUAUAAAUGAGACAAGUGUGUUUCCAAUAGACGAUUUCAAUCUUAUUACGGCCAGCGAAUACUAAUAGCACUAAGUCAAUAUAAGUCAAUAGGUUAGUUAUUUGUAAAAUAAAUAAAUAUAUAAUCAGUCACAGAAAUAUUCGUAUAUUUAUAUUACAAGAAAAUCAUAUUAUUUGAAAAUUUUAAUUUUAAAGUUUAAUUUUAUUGAAGUUUAUGU
This is a messenger RNA of Apis laboriosa (Himalayan honeybee), 3637 nucleotides long. RefSeq lists its product as uncharacterized. The record is from RefSeq and is a predicted model, not a curated record. NCBI's taxonomy places the organism in Eukaryota, Metazoa, Arthropoda, Insecta, Hymenoptera, Apidae. Bases 1 to 3300 code for a protein of 1099 amino acids. The transcript has 6 exons.